ACUAGCAGAGUGCUUUAAUUCAAUUCCAAGAAAUCCUCCACCAAUUUACUUUUUAAAAAACCCAUACUUAGGAAGUUCGGAUUUUGGGAAGCAGUAUCUAUCACUUCUUCAAAUUUCCCUUUUUUUUUUACAGUUUUCCAGAAAUCCACCGAAGGUAGAAGAAGAACAAAAUUUAAGAAAACUGCACUAUUUUCAACAAAUAUCCAUCUUCACUUCCCCCAAAUUAGCUACACAGUCGAAGAGAGAGAAAGAGUUGAAGAAAAUAAAUUCUGCUCUUUCCUUUAUCUUUGUUUUUCAAAUUUCAGUUUAUGCAUUCUGGAAUUGUUUAUGUUUCUCGAAUUAUCGAUUUAGAGAGAGAAAGCAAGCAGAUAGGAGAGAGAAAGAGAAAAAUUAGGGUUUUGUAUAUAAUUAGGGUUUGCAAUUUGCAUAAAAACCAUAUCAUUUGAGAGAAGAUUAUGGAUGUAGUACUACACAUUUAUGAUGUGACAAACAGUGGUUCAGAUAAGACGAACAACACUAUUAUGCAGAUCAACAAGAUCUUCAAAGAUGGUAUUGGCUUAGGUGGCAUUUUUCACAGUGCAGUUCAGGUCUAUGGUGAUGAUGAAUGGUCAUUUGGGUUCUGUGAACAAGGAACUGGAGUCUUUUCCUGCCCUAUUACAAAAAAUCCUAUGUAUACAUACCGUGAAAAGAUUGUUCUUGGACAAACAAAUCUUUCGAACUCCAAGGUUAACCAGAUUUUGAGGGAAUUGAGUAGAGAGUGGCCUGGAUUCUCCUAUGACUUGCUAUCAAGAAAUUGCAAUCACUUCUGUGAUGAGUUAUGUGAAAGGCUUGAUGUUCCAAAACUUCCAGGUUGGGUUAACCGGUUUGCGCAUGCUGGUGAUGCGGCAGCUGAAAUAGCAGGAAACACUGCUUAUCGCUUCAAACAAGCUAAGACAGAGAUUGUGACGGCAAGCAAGGUUGCAUAUCGUUUCCUUGCAGGCAUUGCCUCCAACUCACAAGUGUCCCCAGAUAACCAAAGUCCCAACAGGACUUCACCCCGAUUUCAAGUUUCUUGGUUUAAGAACCUUGUUCCUGCUGGUGAUAAACCCUCCACAAGUGCGGUAAUCGAAGGGCCAAAUCAGGAGGUGAUUCGGCAGCAACAGGGAGAACAUGACGAAGCAACAGCACCUUUGAGACAGAAUGGGCGUCUUGGUAGCUAAUGGGAAGAAUACUUGGGAGUUUCUAAAUGAGAAGAGAAGCCAUGCACUUCUUCGUGAAUUGGUUCAUGUAACUGUGUAUCCUUGUAAAAUUAGCUGCUUUCUAAAACUCACUUAUAACUGAUUCAAAAUGUAUGAAGUACGAUGUAAAAAAUUCUUGUGUGUUUCGUUUUACCUGAAAUUGAUGGGAAAGCUUUACAUCUUGCUUCCCCUCU
This is a messenger RNA of Beta vulgaris subsp. vulgaris (sugar beet), 1411 nucleotides long. Its product is annotated as deSI-like protein At4g17486. NCBI's taxonomy places the organism in Eukaryota, Viridiplantae, Streptophyta, Magnoliopsida, Caryophyllales, Amaranthaceae. Gene Ontology annotation, molecular function: deubiquitinase activity. The coding region runs from base 456 to 1199 and encodes 247 amino acids. The record is from RefSeq and is a predicted model, not a curated record. Gene Ontology annotation, biological process: protein deubiquitination. The transcript is spliced from 4 exons.